AUUUUCUGCAAUAAUGAGUUAAUUUUAAAGACCUACUUCAUCAAGAAAGGGCACCAAUAAUCUUCCUGUGUAAUAAGGAGAUUUGGAAGAAUAUAUGUAAUAGAUAAUUUGAUAGUAGUCAAAUAUUAUAUGAUCAUUAAAAGAGUUGUGAGAAGGCUGGAAAGUACCUGGAAGCAGAUUAGGCUAAGAAAAGAUUGGCGGAAUUAAAGAAGGAAUUAGAAUUAAAAAGCAAAGGAGAUGUAAAGGAUAGACACUUUUCAGAGAAAUAAGAGAUUGAGUAAGCACAUCUUGAGGAAUUUAAUUAAUUUAAUUCUUUUUGGGAUGAAAAAAUGACAGAGUUUGAUAGCGAAGCUCAAAAAGUGAAGGAAUAAACACUUCAAAGGCAUGAAGAUGAACUUAGAUAAUUUUCUGAAGAAUUGGAGAAUUCACUUCCAGUAAAACCCAAGGAUUCAGCUGAGCUUUUGGCUUUGAGAAAGACUGAAGAAUAAUUGGCUAAAUAAGAGAAGUAUUUAAAAUGUGUUAUGCAUUCAGUUACUUGGAGGCUCAUACGAUCCAAUCUCGAAUUCAGGCAUAAGAAAGAGAUGAAUAUGAGAAGUGGACUUCGUGUAGACAAUAGAAGAUAAGAAAUCUGAUUACAUAAUUGAGAUAGAAAUAAAUCAAUGAGUUGAAUGCUCUGACAUAGAGAAUAUUGAGUGGAUAAGAAGAAUAAAGAAAAAUUCGAUCUCAAGAAUUAGAAAAGUGAUUUUGUUGAUUAAAUUUUAGGUUACUUUAAAAAUAUCAAAAUGUGAGAAAAGAACUUGAAAGCCAAUAAACCCAAGAAAUAACCAGACUAGACAAGACAAGCAAAACUUAAUGUAUGAUAAUGGUUUAGAAUUUGUAGCUAUUAUGCAACAAUCCAGGAUGAAUCAAUCGAGGAUGCAAUAAAGUUAAUACAAAGAUGAGAAUCCGUACAUCAGAUGA
Paramecium octaurelia is the source of this 960-nucleotide messenger RNA. The record is from the annotation of a GenBank genome assembly. Lineage: Eukaryota; Ciliophora; Oligohymenophorea; Peniculida; Parameciidae.